CUACAAUGACAUCCACGCGAGGGAAAGAACAUACACUUUUCGAUACGAGAGAGUUGGAGCGUAUUUUGGAUACGUGUACGCUGGACUUAACACCAGUCGACGAGGUCUGGCCGAACUUGUUCAUCGGAAACGUUGCCAUUGCACAGAAUCGGACUGCGCUGAAGAAGCUGGGCAUCACGCAUGUCCUGAACGCUGCACACACCAAGCAAGGCAGCAUUGGGGACCAGGACUUCUACGGGGACGCGUUCGUUUAUCAUGGCAUCCCAGCCGAUGAUUCCUCAAAGUUCGACUUGAGUGUUUACUUUCGUCCCGCGGCGGAUUUCAUCCACAAAGCUCUGAAGAAGAAAGAUGGUAAAGUGUUUGUGCACUGCAUCAUGGGAGUGAGCCGCUCAUCUACGCUAGUGCUGGCUUACCUCAUGUUGAAGCGGCGGCUGAAGUUGCGUUCUGGCGUGGAGACACUCAUCCAGAGGCGGGCCAUCUACCCAAACAGGAACUUCCUGUCACAGUUGCUGGAGCUGGAUGCACAGCUGCAGAGGAAGCGCCGACUCUGCCCCAUAUUCUGAGUGAUCACAAACGCACACGCACACGCACACACACACACACAUACACACUCACUCUCUCUCUCUCUCUCUUUCUCUCUUACACUCCUAAAACACACACACACACACGCACACACACACACACACACACUGUACAUAGAAAUGCACCAGCAUAACCUGAUGCAGAUAGCAUACCCAUACAGUAUUUACAUGUUGUACCACACAUGUUGACUACUUAUUGAUGCUUCAACCCACAUGUGUGUGCACUGCACACACAGAAACACAUAGAGGUUACACAGAUGCAGCUGUGGAGAAAGCAUCAACAGUGACCCAUUCUCUGACUGGUAAACAACACACACACACACGCACGCACGCACGCACACACACAUGUCUCCUUUUAUGUACAAUGCUGCUCUUUUACUACUGUAAUUUACUACUUGUGUUGUGUUUCCUAGUGUGUGUGUGUGUGUGUGUGUGUGUGUGUGUGUGUGUGUAUGUGUACUAUAUGGGUGUGUUACAUAACAUGCACAAUUUGAUGUGUUUCUUUCUUUUUACAAAAUGUAUGCACUUACCCAGACAAAAGCAUGGCAGUUAUGCCCAGUUUCUCACUGUAGACAUUUAUAACAUCUUGACAAACCUUACAGUUCUGAUAAGUCAUAGGUUUAACCAUAUUUGUUUAUAUAAGCAGAGUCCACACAAACAAAUGAAGUCUAGACAGACCAUUUCAGAUAUACAUGUAGAGUGUGUGCACCUCUUUAUUGAUUGAUUAUAAAGGGGUACUGGAGCAAGUUCAUAUGUUGAGUAUAAAUGAAGGAAAUCCCCACAUGAUCAUCCUGUAGUCUAAACAAUUCCUUAUUCAGCAGCAGGAUGGUUGGGUUGGUUAACCUGUUUUGUGCUAAAACGUGAUAAAUGAGCUAUAUCAAUGCCAACAGUACAUGCAAACACUACAAUGCAAUGCACAUUAAAAAAACAUUGGUUAGAAAAGGUUUGAAAGACACAAAACCACUGACCGUUUCACUGGUGUAUUUGUAAAAUAUUUUGUAUGUUUUUCUUAUGACUGUAUAGAGCUAUGUGCCAUGUACAUCCCUUUCAGCAAUGUUUGGUUAAUUAAAGUUAGGUCAAGAAGCAAUCAAUUUCUAAAAGCCAUACAGUAAGCUAUAUCAUUUUAAAGCUAUAUACUUUUCUAGACAUGCUAUUUAUUUAAGACCUCAACUUGUUAAAGUGCCACUGAUUGACUUUACAGUUUUGGUUAGUGCUUGUUUUGUCAAAGAUUAAAUUGACUAAAAAUUCUGUUUUGCUAUGUAGUAUAUGACUAAACCAGCUCUGUGAAAUGAGUUGAAAAUAUUUUGUGAUUUUAAUAUAAAGUGAAUAUGACUUAAA
Alosa alosa (allis shad) is the source of this 1919-nucleotide messenger RNA. Its product is annotated as dual specificity protein phosphatase 13-like. Gene Ontology annotation, biological process: protein dephosphorylation; negative regulation of MAPK cascade. The transcript is spliced from 3 exons. The record is from RefSeq and is a predicted model, not a curated record. Lineage: Eukaryota; Metazoa; Chordata; Actinopteri; Clupeiformes; Clupeidae. Gene Ontology annotation, molecular function: MAP kinase phosphatase activity; protein tyrosine/serine/threonine phosphatase activity. Bases 6 to 563 code for a protein of 185 amino acids. Gene Ontology annotation, cellular component: cytoplasm.